AUGGUGCGAAUCAGUACAAUCCUGGGCCACUUCCACCACAUCGAGACCGCUUUCGAUAAAAUGCUGCGAUCGUCCACUGAAGAUGAAGAGUGCGAAAGUGGUUCCAUCUGCGGGGGGAAGAACUUCGGCCACCAACUUUCUGCUUCUACUCGCUUCAGACUCACUUUUCAGCUCACAAUUGAGAAAGUAAAGUGUUCAACUUCAAAGCUGCGUCAGUCUCCUCUAUUAGAGUCAACUACAAGCCUUGCACCGCUCUACUCGGUUGCAGCUUGGAAAGCGGAAUCAAAGACCUUAUCUCAUCUUCCUAGCGCUGACAACAGGCUACUUUGCCAGUCCCCCCCCUUCAAUCUCUCAGGUUUGAUUCGUAUUCUGUUUUUAAAUCUGUACAAGAGCCUCUGGGCAAAAGACAAGUGGAAAUGCCUUCGCUGGUGA
Molecule: messenger RNA, 432 nt
Organism: Striga asiatica
Lineage: Eukaryota; Viridiplantae; Streptophyta; Magnoliopsida; Lamiales; Orobanchaceae
Source: the annotation of a GenBank genome assembly